Messenger RNA from Plasmopara halstedii, 2385 nucleotides. RefSeq names its product formate-dihydrofolate ligase. The transcript has 10 exons. Gene Ontology annotation, molecular function: formate-tetrahydrofolate ligase activity; transcription coregulator activity; ATP binding. The record is from RefSeq and is a predicted model, not a curated record. Gene Ontology annotation, biological process: regulation of transcription by RNA polymerase II. NCBI's taxonomy places the organism in Eukaryota, Oomycota, Peronosporomycetes, Peronosporales, Peronosporaceae. Gene Ontology annotation, cellular component: mediator complex; core mediator complex. The coding region runs from base 1 to 2385 and encodes 794 amino acids.
AUGAUAAGAAAUCGAUUGGCAUCAAUUGUACAUGAAGGAUGGACUGUUACUGGCCAGCAACCACGUCAAGCCGCAAAAUGUUUAUUGUCCAUUUCAUCAAUGCCUCGCCAGCUCAAGCCCGAUCAACUUCUCACACCUGUGCCAUCUGAUAUCGACAUCAGCGACUCUAUUGUACCGUUACACAUUACGGAGAUUGCCCAUGCCGCCGGGAUCCUUCCAGAGGAAGUGGUGCCAUACGGCUCGACAAAAGCUAAGAUAUGUCUAAGUGUGCGGGAGCGGCUUAUGGAUCAGCCCAAUGGAAACUACGUUGUCGUCACAGGCAUCACUCCUACACCACUGGGUGAGGGUAAAAGCACAACAACGAUCGGCUUGUGCCAGGCAUUAGGUGCCCAUCUCAACAAAAAGGCAUUUGCUUGCAUUCGCCAACCUUCGCAAGGUCCUACGUUUGGCGUCAAAGGUGGAGCUGCAGGUGGUGGCUAUUCUCAAGUCAUUCCUAUGGACGAAUUUAAUCUCCACUUGACGGGAGACAUUCAUGCAAUUACUGCUGCUAAUAAUUUGUUAGCUGCAGCUAUCGACACCCGGAUCUUCCACGAGAACGCGCAAAGCGACAAGGCAUUGUUCCAUCGGCUUUGCCCACUACAAAAGGAUGGUUCUCGCAGGUUUUCGCCUAUCAUGCUCAAGCGACUGCAAAAGCUUGGCAUUGUAAAAGUCUCUCCUGCUGAUCUGACAGACGAAGAAAUUCACCGUUUUGCGCGUCUUGACAUAGAUCCCGAUACAAUCACAUGGCAACGUGUGCUAGAUACAUGCGACCGAUUCCUACGACAAAUUGUUGUAGGCACUGGAUCUACUGAAAAGGGUCAGAGCCGCUCAACGGGUUUUGACAUUACCGUUGCGAGCGAGAUCAUGGCCAUUUUAGCGCUUACAACUAGUCUGAAGGACAUGCGCGAGCGUCUUGGACGUAUUGUUAUUGGUAUGAGUCGUAAUAACAAUCCAGUGACGGCGGACGAUUUGGGUGUGGGUGGUGCACUCGCUGUUCUCAUGAAAGACGCAAUCUUACCAACACUCAUGCAGACGGUCGAAGGCACACCAGUAUUUGUACAUGCUGGACCAUUUGCCAAUAUAGCUCAUGGCAAUUCAUCCAUUAUUGCUGACCAAAUUGCACUAAAGUUAGCAGGUGAAGAUGGAUUUGUGGUCACUGAAUGCGGAUUCGGAGCUGAUAUUGGCAUGGAAAAGUUCUUUAAUAUUAAAUGCCGGACAAGUGAACUGACUCCCCAAUGUGUUGUGCUUGUCUCAACGAUUCGUGCGCUGAAAAUGCACGGAGGUGGCCCAAAUGUGGUCGCAGGCAAACCGCUUGACGCCGUGUAUAUCGAGGAGAAUCUGGAAAUGCUAGAGCGUGGUUGUAAUAACAUGCAACACCAUAUCCGCAAUGCUCUUAAGUUUGGCGUAGCUGUUGUUGUGGCAGUAAAUGUGUUUGCUACCGACUCACCGCGUGAAGUGGAAAUUGUAAAGCAGAAAGCUUUAGAGGCUGGAGCGAUGGCUGCUGUGGAGAGCACUCACUGGGCUGAAGGUGGAAAAGGAGCUAUCAAAUUAGGGCAAGCUGUCGUAUCUUCAUGCGGCAAGAUGCGUGCGCAGGGCAGUCCGUUUAAAUUUCUGUAUCCCCUGGAACUGAGCAUCGCUGAAAAGUUUGAAGUUAUAUGCAAAGAAAUUUACGGAGCAGACAGUGUCGAAUAUAGCGAAAUAGCGAUGAAGAAACUUGCACUUUACUCGCAGCGUGGGUACGGCAAGCUUCCUGUAUGUUGUGCUAAGACUCAUUUAAGCCUAAGUACGGAUCCGUCCGCUAAGGGCGUGCCCACGGGCUUUUCGGUCGUUGUACGGGAUGUUCGCGCCUCUAUCGGGGCUGGCUUUGUCUAUCUUUUGUGUGGUGACAUGAUGACGAUUCCUGGCCUUCCCACACGUCCUGGAUUCUAUGAUGUUGACCUGGACACAGAGUCUGGCAAGGUUAUUGUUCGAUGUUCACAUUUAAAGGUCGCUAUGGAAGUGCCAUCGAAUGAUGUCCGCUUUCAAAUGGAACUCGAGUUCGUUCAGUGCCUAGCCAGCCCUGCCUACCUUAACUUCCUUGCCAUAAACCGCUACUUCGAGAAUCCAGCCUUUAUGAACUACCUGCAGUAUCUCAAAUACUGGAAGCAGCCGCAGUAUGCCAAAUACAUUGUGUACCCACAUUGUUUAGCUUUCUUGGACAUGCUGGACGACGUAAGAUUUCGUCAGAUGAUUGCACGUGAGGACUUUAUGACACUCGUGCACGGCCAGCAGUUCUACCAUUGGCAAACAUUUCUCAACAACCGUUCGGAGGGAAAGCCCCACGAGGCGAUAGCAGAGACGAACUAG